Pneumocystis jirovecii RU7 is the source of this 2955-nucleotide messenger RNA. Its product is annotated as ubiquitin-ubiquitin ligase UFD2. Gene Ontology annotation, molecular function: ubiquitin-ubiquitin ligase activity. Gene Ontology annotation, biological process: protein polyubiquitination. The record is from RefSeq and is a predicted model, not a curated record. Bases 1 to 2955 code for a protein of 984 amino acids. NCBI's taxonomy places the organism in Eukaryota, Fungi, Ascomycota, Pneumocystomycetes, Pneumocystales, Pneumocystaceae. Gene Ontology annotation, cellular component: ubiquitin ligase complex; nucleus; cytoplasm. The transcript has 17 exons.
AUGUCAGAAAUAAGUGAAAUAUUAGAUUUCAUAGUCUCAGAAUUAUCUAUACGGAUGCUACGCUCGGCAGAAAGUAAAAAUGAUGAAAACAUUGAAGCGUUUAUUCUAUGGCAAUCGGCGAUGCUUAGUAAAAUACUACAAGUAACACUGGAUGAAAAAACAUACUUCAAAACACCAAAUUAUAUGUUUUUAUCUGUUCUUCGACAAGAACUGAUCGAUGAGCUUCAGGAACCGGUUAUAUGUAUUGAUACACUUGACCGGGUUAUUCUUACAAGGCUUUCUAUACCAUCGCCAUGUCGGCCGUUUGAUUAUUUAGUUGCAUGUUGGAAACGUUCUGUUGCAAUAGAGAAAAUGAUACGUAAAUCGGCAGAUGUGGAGGCUAAGAUGGGUGUAAUUGAAGAGGCUAAACGUCUUUUUGUGAGUUAUUCGGGUCUGUCAAUCACGUUUCCAGAGAUGUUUGAGCUUCAACAACCACCGGUUGACUUUGCAACUAAGCUUCUUGAGGAACUAGAUACAAGCGAUGGGAUUCCAUUUAAUUUUAUUAAAGCGUUAGUUUAUCAAUUCGACAAAGAAGGAACAUUAGCAGAUUUGUUUGGCGAAACGGUUAUCGAGUUAAGCAAUCGUCUUUCUCAAAAAACUAUUCUAGAUAAUUAUCAGCCAUACAUUAAAGUAUUCAAUCAGCUUGUAACACUUAAACCAUUUGCAUUAAUGGUUACACAUUUACCUAGAUGGUUGCCGGAAAAUAGUACAGCUGCUGAUAUUGAAUAUACUUCUAUUUUGGGUCCAUAUUUUCGUCUUACGCCUAUACAAGCUAAAAUAUCUGAAUUAUAUUUUUCUAAUGCAUCACAGCGUUUCCAAACUGAUGUAUUAGGGUCCAUAAAUAGUUUAAGGCUUACUAUGCGAGCGUUGCAAAAUCAAUUGUUUUAUAUUGUAAAUACAAUUAUAAGAACGUCUGCUGAAUGUAAAGAGAAGAUGCUUGAAUAUUUUGCAAGAGUUUUGGAGCUAAAUAAAAGAAGGAAAGCUCUUCAUGUUGAUCCUAAAACAAUUAGUACAGAUGGAUAUAUUGUUAACAUUAUUAAUAUUAUAAAUACUUUUUCUGAACCAUUUAUUGAUGUGAGCUAUAUGAAGAUUGAUAAAAUCGAUAUUAAUUAUUUCAAAAAAAGACCAAGAAUUGAUAUUAUGAAGGAAACGAAAUUAAAUGCAGAUGAAAAAAUGUCAGAAAUAUUUUAUAAAGAUAGAAUCGAUGAUCCGCCUAAUUUUAUAUCAGAAAUUUUUUUCUUAAAUGUUGCUUACCAUUAUUAUGGUCUUAGUACUGCAAUGCACAAUCAUGAACAUCUUAUGAAAAUGAUUAACGAUUUACAAAAACAAUAUGAUAUUUUAGAAUCUCAAAAAUCUGAAUGGACUAAAACUACACAUGCUUCUAUUUUAAACUCGAAUAUGAAACAACUUUAUCUUCAAAUAGAUAAAACAAAAGGGCAUUCUUAUUGUUUUGAUGCAAUUCUUUUAGAUAACGUUUUACAAUCAAAAUCAUUUUCUUUUUUAUGUUUGCUUGCAUCAUGGCUUUUAAGACUUGUCGAUCCAAAACAUCAGCAUCCACAAAGUAUAAUAACACUUCCUUUACCUCAAGAUGUUAAUGAUCAUAUGCGAAAUCUUCCAGAAUACUUUGUAGAAGAAAUAGCAGAUUUCUUUUUAUAUACAUCAAAAUAUAAUCCUGAAUUAAUCAUCUCUAAUUCGGCUAUUGAGCUCGUUAUAUUUAUAAUUACUUUUCUUAAAAGCUCAUCUUAUAUCAAAAAUCCUUAUCUUAAAGCAAAAUUGGCAGAAAUAUUAUUUUACGGAACUUUAAAGCAACAUAAUUAUCCUUACGGAAUUUUAGGAGAUAUACUUAAUUCUAAUGCAUUUUCAUUGCAUCAUCUUUUACCUGCAUUAAUGUCAUUUUAUGUCGAGGUUGAAUCAACUGGAUUAUCCUCUCAAUUUUAUGAUAAAUUUAAUAUAAGAUAUCAGAUAUCGCAAGUUUUUAAAGCUAUUUGGGAAAAUCCUGGCCAUCGUGAAAAACUUUUGUUAGAAAGUCGAAAUAAUUUUAAAUUCUUUGUUAAAUUUGUUGCUCUUUUGCUUAAUGAUUCAACAUAUUUGCUUGAUGAAGCUCUUUCAAAACUUUUAGAAAUACAUAAUCUUCAAUUAGAACUAGAUAAUGUUUCAGAAAAUAUAUCUUUUAAUAAUGAACGACAAGACAAGCGUCAUUAUUUAAUUCAAUUAGAAAAAUAUGCAACAACGUAUAUGUCAUUAGCCAUUGAAACAAUUGAAUUAUUAAAAAGAUUUACCGCUAGCAUACCGGAUGCUUUUUGUUGUCCAGAAGUUGUUGAUCGUUUAGCUGCUAUGCUUGAUUAUAACAUUAAUGCACUAGUUGGGCCUAAGUGCUCUAAAUUAAAAGUACGAAAUCCGGAAAAAUAUCGAUUUGAACCAAAAUCACUUCUUUCUAACAUUGCUGAUAUAUAUCUUAAUUUGCGUUCAAAAAAGUCUUUUGUUGCUGCAAUAGCAAAAGAUGGUCGUUCAUACAAAAAAGAUUUAUUUUUUCGUGCUACUCAAAUUUUUAAAAAAUAUUCUACAAAACCUAUGGACGAUAUUGAUAAUCUGUUAGCUUUAAUAGAUGAAGUAGAAGAAGUGAAGAAAAAAGAAGAAGAUAAUGAAGAGUUUGGUGAAAUUCCUGAAGAAUUUUUAGAUCCUAUUAUGGCUUGUUUAAUGACAGACCCAGUAAUACUACCGAGCAGCCGUGUUACGGUUGAUAUGGCAACUAUUAAAAGUCAUUUGUUAAGUGAAGAGAAUGAUCCAUUUAAUAGAUCUCCAUUAAAGUUGGAAGACUUAAUACCAAAUCACGAAUUAAAAGCUAGGCUUGAAGCCUUUAAAGCUGAAAGAAUGGCAAAAAAAAAAUCAGAAGCUAAUAAGAAUGAUUUUCAUUAA